GCGGAGCGUGGCCGAGGCGCAGGCGCAGGCGGGCGGGCGAGCUAUGUGCGCAUGCGCAGCCUGAGCCAUCCCAGUAGCCUCCAGCACAAGAUGGCGCCGCGGGAAUCUCUACCUCGACCUGUGUGAGGGAACGCUAAGUAACGCCGCCGUGUUUCAGCUCUGCCUUGUUCCGCAAGAAAGCAGAGGCUGAGCCCCGGCGGGUGCGAUGGCCGCGGUGGUGGCCAAGCGGGAAGGGCCGCCGUUCAUCAGCGAGGCAGCCGUGCGGGGCAACGCGGCGGUCCUGGAUUACUGCCGGACCUCGGUGUCAGCGCUGUCGGGGGCCACUGCCGGCAUCCUCGGCCUCACCGGCCUCUACGGCUUCAUCUUCUACCUGCUUGCCUCCAUCCUGCUCUCCCUGCUCCUGAUCCUCAAGGCGGGAAGGAGGUGGAACAAAUAUUUCAAAUCACGAAGACCUCUCUUUACAGGAGGCCUUAUCGGAGGCCUCUUCACCUACGUCCUGUUCUGGACAUUCCUCUAUGGCAUGGUGCACGUCUACUGAAAUGAGGGCAGGGGUGCCUUUUUUAAAACAUCAGAUUGGAAGACUGUUGCCAGAAAUUAACACCGUGUAGACUUACUUAGUUUUUAAAUUGUUGAAUUCGCUGYUUGUUCUGUAACGUUAUAAAUAAUUUAUAUCUGAAGACAGAGAGCCUGUAAUAUUCUUCAGAUUAAAUGAAGUGUGAGACACUUUGUGAAGUUCUUUCUUGUCUUAAUGUAUAGUUUACCAGUGGUGCAAAGUCGCCAAGAUUUGACUUCUGGAGAGCAGGCCUGGGCUAUAGUCUGUAAUUUCCCUGCUUACAUGUAGGCAUUUCAGACAGGGGCUACUAGGGCUACUUACUGUUAACAUCCUGAGAACGGAUAACAGUGUAUUUAUUAUUUCCUUACAUGCCAGGCAUUGUGCCUUGUACUUUUUAUGAACUUUAUUUCAUUUAAUUCUAGCAAUAACAUGGAGGUGUUACUGUUAAU
This is a messenger RNA of Urocitellus parryii (Arctic ground squirrel), 1002 nucleotides long. It is a transcript of the gene Emc6, whose product is annotated as ER membrane protein complex subunit 6. Gene Ontology annotation, biological process: protein folding in endoplasmic reticulum; autophagosome assembly. The record is from RefSeq and is a predicted model, not a curated record. NCBI's taxonomy places the organism in Eukaryota, Metazoa, Chordata, Mammalia, Rodentia, Sciuridae. Gene Ontology annotation, cellular component: endoplasmic reticulum; membrane; EMC complex.